UUUGCUAGUUCACGAUACAACAUAUCGUACUAACAAAUAUGACAUGAUUUGUGGACCUUUUGUUGGCAUGAAUAACCAUUGCAUGAAUGUUAUGUUUGGAUGCGGUUUUUUGAUGAAUGAGAAGAUUGAGUUAUUUGUAUGGUUGUUUAAGACAUUUUUGAGAUCUAUGGAUUACAAAAGUCCACAAAGCAUAAUGACUGAUCAAUGUGCUGCUAUGGCUGCUGCAAUUGUUCAAGUUUUUCCAAGUUCACGACAUCGGCUAUGUAUAUGGCAUAUUGACGAGAACUCAAAGAAGCACAUUAAAGGGGGUUAAGAAAUCAAAAAGAUUUCCUAGAUAUAUUCAAUUGCUUGUUGAAGUAUACGGAUACAGAUGCGGAGUUUGAAUUUUACUGGACGAGGAUGGUUACAACAUAUAAAUGUCACAAUAAUCAUGGCAUGUUAUUUCAGGAUGGUUACAACAUAUAAAUGUCACAAUAAUCACUGGAUUGAAAAGUUGUAUGGGUGUAGAGAAAAAUGGUGUCCUGCUUUUAAUAAAGAUUAUUUUUCGGGUGAGAUUUUAUCUUCUCAAAGGAGUGAGACCACCAAUCACUCUAUUUCUAGAAGGUUGUCCAAGACAUCUGGUUUGUGUGAUUUUUAUAACUCUUUUGUUGGGGUCAUAUCAGAGUGGAGAAGUAGAGAGAAUUGGGAAGAUGUUCGGUGUUCACAAGGUGUACCCACAAUGGUGAUGGAUAAUGUUAAGAUUCUGUUGCAUGCUAGGGAAAUUUAUACAAUUGAGAUAUACUAUUUGUUUGAAGAACAAUUUUUGAAAGGUGGAUCAUGCUAUCAAGAGUGUGUGAUGUUGGAAGAUGGUGUGUAUAAGUAUCAUGUCUGGAGGCCUGAUGUUGAUAUUAUUAGGCAUGAAGUGGUGUUUAAUAGUAGACAAAUGGACAUUGGAUGUAGUUGCAAGUUGUUUACUGAAUUGGGGAUUUUGUGCUGUCAUUGUUUACGCAUUCUAAAUGUGCAUUGUGUUUCUGAAGAACCCGAGAAGUAUAUUUUGAAGAGGUGGACUAAAAAAUUUUUUGAAGUUGAUAAUGUUGAUAUAAUGUCUAGAGUUGAUAGUGGUAAUGGUGCAUCUUCUGUUUGGUUAUUAGAAAUCAUUAGGAAAUUUCAGAGGCUUGCUGUUUAUAGUCAGGAAAAUAUCGAAGGACGGAAGAUUUGUGAAGAAGCAAUUGCAGAUGCAAAGAGAAGACUUGAAGCUGAAUGUGGUGGCAGUUUAUUUGAAGAUUGUGACAUAGGAUCGACAAGUGGUGUUAUAAAGGAUCCAUCUACUAGGCGGAUGAAAGGGUUGCGGAAUAGGAGGGUGAGCAGUGUUAUUUCAAAGAAAUAUAACAAGCAAGGGGACGGAAGCAUCUUGCAAAUAUGGUUGCUUCCAAAAUAAAAUCUGCUGUUCAGUCUCAAGUUGAGGGUGAUAUUUUAAAUAUUGCAGGCGAUGGAUAUCUUGUGCACCCAAGUUCCGGAGGUUCUAGUUUUUGUCACGUUAGCACAAUGUCAAGCAUGGAUGAUAAUUAAAGCACAUGUUAGUGUUAAUCAUCGUAGUAAUAUGUAUCACGUACAGAACGAUGUUAAAUCACAUA
This is a messenger RNA of Ipomoea nil (Japanese morning glory), 1613 nucleotides long. RefSeq names its product protein FAR1-RELATED SEQUENCE 1-like. NCBI's taxonomy places the organism in Eukaryota, Viridiplantae, Streptophyta, Magnoliopsida, Solanales, Convolvulaceae. The transcript is spliced from 2 exons. The record is from RefSeq and is a predicted model, not a curated record. Gene Ontology annotation, molecular function: zinc ion binding. Bases 371 to 1417 code for a protein of 348 amino acids. Gene Ontology annotation, biological process: regulation of DNA-templated transcription.